UCCAUUUGUGGCUCAGCCCUGCCGUUUGAAGUCUCCGGCCGGCUGGGAGGUUUUAAUUGCAGCUGGUGGUUUCCUGUUGCACCGAGGAAUUUAUAGAGCCGGGGCGGCUUCCAGGGUGCGGGGCACCACAGGCCUGGGGCUCAAACAAGGUAUGCAGGGGGCCCCCCCCGGACAGGCUGGGCCUUGGAGAGCAAGCUGGCUGAGGGGCAAUGGGGGGUGACGGGGAGCUCCCUGCUUCUGCCUCCGAGCCCAGGAGAUGCUGAGCGGCCGCGGGGAGACACGCAGCAGCUGUAGCAGCUCUGAGCCAUGCGCGGCUAUUCGCAUGGGCUCAAGGCGGGGGCUCACCGGGCCGGGGAGGAGGCUGGCUGGUGAAACCCCCCUGGAGUCACAGCUGCACAGCCCCAAGGGUGCCCAGUAUGGGGCUGGGGUGCCGGAGAGCUGGGCUCUGCCACAGACCACCUGGGUGACCUUGGGCAAGUCCCUUUGUUCCAGCUGUGCAGGGGCCAAGCCAGGCUUUAUUUUGGGAGCAGGGGCAUGUGGCAGGCGGCAUGGGUGUGUGCAGCCCCUCGCAGGGAGCCCCACCUCGCCACCGCUCUCCUCCCGGCUGCUUUCCGGUGAGCACUCCCCUCGUCUCUAUCUGGGUUCCCGCGCGCUCGGCCUUGCCCUGGCAGGCUCAGCCUCUCCCUGCCGAAGCAGGAGGAGAUACGCCUUGCACCUUGCACAGGCAUGCAUACGUACAGACACUCACCCGCCUUGCACAUGCAUGCACACCCACCUUGCACACAUGCACAUAACUUGUGCAUGCACACAUCUCACACACUCAGGCAUACUCCUUGCAGUAAUAUGCACACACACACUCACAUGUGCCCACUCACACGCACCUUGUGCACACACACACACCCAUACUUGUACACACUUGCCUGCCCACUCAGGCAUAUCUUGCAUGCACAUGCUCACACACAUAUCUUGCACGCAUGCACACGCUCCCAGUUGGGGGUGGUUACUGGGCUGGACUUGCUUCCAGCCUGGCAGAUGUGACCGAGAGGGCCAUACGAUGGCCCCAGGAGCUGCCCGGGGUGGCACAGCUGGGGCAUGGGCAGCCUGGCACUGGCCUCUGCAGAUGUCAUGGGUGUCACGUGCCUCCCUGACCACAGUGGCAAAUUGCAGCUCCCUGCCAGCAGCCUUGGCCUCGCCAGGACACCCUCGCGGAGAGCUGGGGUGGCCCCUGGCUUGUCGGGGGCAGCUGCGUGGGAACAAGAUGAGAUGAGAAAGCUGCUUGUCUUUGGGCAGGGGGAGGGAGGGAAGGGAAAAUGGUGGCAGGGCGUCAGGCGAGGAGAGGAACCAGAGCGGGGGGGCGGAUGGAGAGACUCCUGCGCCUGGCAGCCGGAGCUGGGCUGCAGCCAGGCCAGGCUGGGGGGAGCCUGGCUGCUUUCUCUCCGGAGGCAGGCUGCGCUGGCGACAGACUGAGCUCACCAGCCCCCUCCGUCCCCGUGCUCAGCCCCUGGCGCAAGGGGGAGGAGGCCAGAGACUAUUUUUGGCCCGCUGCUUCCUGGGGUCUGAGCAGCUUCAGCCCUGCCCAGGCGGUCAGCCAGCUCAAGCUGGCUCCUGCCGGUGCUGCCACCCAUCUCCUGCCGGGGGUUCGACCCCCACUGGUCCCCUGCAGUGCAGGCAGUCUCUGCUGGGUACCCCAGCCUGGCAGCAAGGGUGGUGAGCGGCUCCCCAUGCACGAGCCGAGACCCAUGCCCCUCGCUGCUCAUCCAGUUCCUACUACGGCCCAGCAGCCUCCUAUUCCUAGUGGAGCCCAGCAGCUUUGGCUGGGCUAAGGCGUCUCGCCCAGCUCACCCGCUGCAGCGCCCAAAGCCUCUCCAGGACAAGAGAUGUCUCCCAGACGCUGGCUCUGUCUUGCAGUUUUUCCACCCCUCCAGAUUUGCAAGCCCUUGGGGCCAACUUGGGUGCCAGGGCCCCAUCACAGCCCAGGGGCACCAGAGGGGCUGGCGUCGGCCCCUAAAGAGACUAGAGCAAGGGUCAGUGUGAGACGGCAGGCGGCAGACCUCGCACUCGGGCUCCCCGUUUCAUGGCCUGUCACAGCAGGGAGCAGGCGCCCGAGGCUGGAUCACGAGGCGCUGGAGCUGGGCCCCGGGUCUGGCUCUUUCCUCCUGUCUGCGGCGGUGCUGGCACCGAGUCACGCUGGGGAUUAGUCACUUGGCGGUGCCGGGGGUGCGGGGCCUGCUCACCUCCUUGUCACAGGCAGCCAGCUGGCUCCAGCGCCUCGUGAUCCAGCCUCGGGUCACGCAUGGGGUCCAAGGGGGGUGGGCAGUUGCAUGACCCCCCAGCCUCAUGCAGGGGGAAACAAGGCUGCUGCAUCCCAGGGAUCCCAACGCUGAGCAGGGCACCUGCUCCCUCGGUGCACCGUGAUCACUGGCAGCUCAGGUGUGACCGGCCUGAGCUAAGCUUGCCCAGCGAGGGGGCAGGAGCUGGUCUGGGGGGUAGGAGGUGGCCUGACUGGGAGUGGAGGGCCAGGAUAAUGCCUUGCCCAGCACGGACAGAGGAAGCCACUCCCAUGCUUCAGGGUAUCCACAAGCGGUCAGGGUCAGGAAGGAACCCCUGGGCUGGGACUUCCCCUUCCCUUGUAAAGCCUGCCUGGCUCUGGAUUGAAGCCUGGAUGGGCAGGGAGGGGGCAGGGGCCUUGUUUAAUCGUGGGCAGGUGGGCAAGGCAGGGGCUGGGGCUCUCCAGAAAGGCGGUAGAAGCAGCCGCAGGAGCAGAGCUUGCUCUGCAGCUGCUGGGUGGGGGGUCUUGUGUGCACCCCCAAGGGCUGGGGGAACAGGGCAGCUAGGGCUGGGAACAGGGGUGCCUGCCCUGGCCGAGCGGGGGUCUGCGAUCCUUCUGGAUGCCAGGAGACCAGAACAUCGUGCCAGGAUGCACCAGCCUGGGACCUGCCCGAUGCCACAGGUUCACCUUCCCCCCGUGGGGCGGAGAAGAGCUGUCAGAUGUGCCCCAUUUCAGGGCACAGGCUCCGCACGAGACGUCUGCCAGAAGCAGGCCGUCCAUUGCAGGCACUUCCCUCCGCAGCAGCUGGGCCGGGAGACCAGGCGUGCAUCCUUCCAGCCGGGGGCACAGCGCUGACCUGGCUCUUCCCCCUCCUCCGUCCCCGUUGCGUGCAGGCAGACGUGGCCUCGGAGCAUCCCGGGCAAGCCCGUGCCCCUCCGGGACUUGCAGAGCCCUGGUCCAGAUCGGCACGCUCCCCUGACUCGGUUGCCAUGACCCUGGGCGGGGAUCAGAUGCAGACGUGCCCCGGCUUCUCUGGCAUCUGGUCCCUCGCAGAGGCCUGCGGGCAGCUCCAGUUAAAACUGCCAUGACUCGCACUAUAAAACCCUGCCUGUGUGCUGACCACGGCUCCGGCCUCUCAUCAUCAGAUGCAGCGGGGGAGCCUGCGUGGGGUAGGAAGACAUUAGAUAUACAGUCCCGUGGCUGCAGCUGAGGUGUGCAUCUCCUGGGACCGCUCCGGUAGGCCUGUCUUGAAAUACAAGGACGUAGAUGCAGCGCACGCACUGUCGCCCUAGUACACGCUCUCUCCACGGCACCUGCAGGCACGCGGCCUCUCCUGUCUCCCUGCUGCAGGUGUGCCUGGGUUCUUCUUGUUCCUUCCUCAUCCCGGCGGUGAACCUGGACCCGGCUGGGGUGGAUGCUGCUGGGACCCGGAGCUGGGUGGGUGCAGACUGCUCCUGGGAGCCCGGCAGCACCGGCCGGCCCAGGCAGCCACUAGAUGGUGGCCUUACCUCGUGCAAAGGCUGCUGAUGAGGCACUUGUCGGGGAGAGAAACCCCACGUGGAGAAGGGUUGGGAGGCAGAAGCCAGGUGCCUGCGGUGCUGGAGAGGUCCCGGCCGGGUUGCAGGUGGCAGGAGAUGUGCAGAGCAUCCUGGGGCUGAGGCUGUGUGGACCCUGGGCAUCAUCACCAUGUUCCUUCUCCAACCCCAUGGCUUGGAUCCUGGGGUAUGAGAGCAUUGCUGCGUACCCCUCCUCCCGCUGGGAGCCUGGAGCAGGGAUGGGCCCGUGCUGGGCCCAAUGCUUCCUGUUGCUCCGUGCUCUGCACCUCUAGUGCAGCCUCAGCCGCUUGCUGCAGUGGGAGGGAAAUUUGGCUCUGGUGGCUUCAGAGCCUCUCUGGGGAGGAGGGAGCUGGUCAGCAGGGUGGAAGGAGACCCAGGCAGCUCCUGUGUGGGGGCACUCGGGGGGCCACAGGCCUUGGUGCAAGUGGGAAGAUGCAAAGCAGGUGAUUACUGGACCUCUCGGGACCCAGGCAGCCCCUCCUGUUGGGGGCUUGGAGUAGCUCAAACCCCUUUGCCAUUUAAUUGUAGGCAAAUACCCUGUUCUCUAGCACCGCAGCCAUCUCCAGUCCCUUGCCCACUAGCAAUGCAUCGAACCCUCAUCCACCAUGGGGACAUUUAUCACAGGGUAAAGUGACUUGGCCUAGGUCACCGAGCAAGUCGGUGGCAGAGCUGGGCAGAUCCUCCCUCCCUGGGAGUUGCGACGUACUCGGAGCCACUGCUGUCUCCUUCACGGCACGCAGGUCUGGAGCCGCACGCGUGUCCCUCUAUGGCUAGGCCGCCGUGUGGGCUGAAAGCCAUGACAAGGUGAAAUUCAAUCCAGGGGCUUCGGGGAUGAAAUCAGCUCGAGCGGUUUAUAUAGAUUCUCCGGCCUCCGCUAUUGAGUUACGGCCCGAGGAAUGGCUCAGGGCCCGCACAUUGUUAUUCACAAUCUGUGAGGCACACAUCCACGCCAUAUAAAUAUUCAGCUCGGACUAAUUGCUUAUGGAACGGAGACCCGUGUCGGUGACACAGCAGAACCAGGCGCGCCGGGGCCAGGGACGGCAGGGACUCAGAGCCGGCCGCCGGGAGGGAGGCUGCAGACGUGCCCGCACCUUCAGGAGAGCACGGGGGAGAAGGGGGACCGCCCGCUCACUCGCCCGCCUGCCUCGUGGGAGCUCUGCACCCCAGUUUGAGGAGCCCCGAGAUGAGGCCCCGGUCUGCAGCGUGCCCGGCUUCGCUCCAUCUCAUCCCAGCCCUGUGCCAGGCUGGUAUAUAUAUUUCAUGAUAACUUUCGAGACGCGCUUCAAACCCGACAAAGGACUUUGACAGUUUUAAGCAUCUCUUUGAUUAAUACAUGACCUUUUAAUGCUUUUAGAUUAAAUUAAUAAAUCUUUUAAAAUUUAAA
This is a messenger RNA of Alligator mississippiensis (American alligator), 5209 nucleotides long. RefSeq lists its product as hypothetical. Bases 257 to 1267 code for a protein of 336 amino acids. Lineage: Eukaryota; Metazoa; Chordata; Crocodylia; Alligatoridae. The transcript has 2 exons. The record is from RefSeq and is a predicted model, not a curated record.